Taeniopygia guttata (zebra finch) is the source of this 1272-nucleotide messenger RNA. The record is from RefSeq and is a predicted model, not a curated record. Lineage: Eukaryota; Metazoa; Chordata; Aves; Passeriformes; Estrildidae.
GAGGAGGGGGGAUGGAAGAGGAGGGGCGUCAGGAAGAGGAAGAGGAGGUUGAAAGGCGGAUGGAGCAGAGCAGAGAGAAGCGCGCGGUCAGCCCUGCCUGAAUUCGCAGCCCCCACCUGUGGGAUCAUUGCCCCCCAUCCCGCAGGAUUUCCCAUUCCCAGCCCCUGGGAGGCUGCGAGGAAGAGGAAGAGCCUCUCCUUGUCCUUCCUCCCCCAGAGCAGGAGCUGAGGAUGGAGAGCAGGGAGGACAAAUCCCCGCGGCAGAACCUGGUGGAAGAGGCCGUUUUGAGCGGCUCCACAGCGCAGGAACCCGACGGGGAGGAAAAGCCCCGGAGAUCCCGCACGAGGAGGGGCUGCAAACGCAGAUCGCGGGGAUCUGAGGGGGAAAGACCCACCCUGGGCCGGGGAGGCGGCUGGAGAUGGAGCCAGAGCUCAGAGCUGGGGGUCUCUGAGCAGCUCCAUGAUGGGGAGAAGCCCCACAAGUGCUCGGAGUGUGGGAAGAGCUUCAGGUGGAGCUCUGACCUGAUCGUGCACCAGAGGAUCCACACUGGGGAAAGGCCCUACGAGUGUUCCAAGUGUGGGAAGAGGUUUCAGACCAGCUCCCAUCUCCUCCAGCACUAUCCGGUUCACACAGAGGAGAGGCCCUUCUGCUGCCCCGACUGCGGGAAGGGAUUCAGGCAGAACUCCCACCUCCUCAGGCACCAGCGCAUCCACACCGGGGAGAGGCCCUACGAGUGUCCCCGGUGUGGGAAGAGAUUCUCAAGGAACUCUCACUUGACCCGACACCAACAGAGGCACCGGUAAGGGAAGCCCUGCGAGUGCCCCGAGUGCGAGAAGAGCUAAACUCCAUCCCCCACUGGAGGACCCACAUUGGGCACAGCCCUGGUGACCCACAUUCCCUGUCAUCCAUGUUGGGAACACACCUGGCUGCUUCUCCUUUAGUGUUGACCUUUAUUUUUUUCUCUUCUCAAUCUCUCUGUGCUCCAAGAGCCAAGAGGGAUCGAUCUUUCACCUCAAAACCACUCACAUCCCACUGAAAACAACUGAAUUUUAACCCACAGAGCCUUAAUCCCACCUCAAAUUCCUUCUGUCCACCACAAAAAAAAAACUUAAUCCCACACCAAACUCACUCGAUUCCACAGCUGCCAGGGUGAGAUGGGUUUGGGAGGAGAUCGGGAGAAGUGGGAUCCCAAUUUGGAGCGGUGAGAUGGGGAUUGUGUGGGGCUGGGUGGCUGGGAUGUAUUUGAUAGCAAAUAAAACUUUCAGACUUAGU